UGAAUAGAUACCGAUCCACGGUCCCUCCGUUCCAGGCUCCGUCAUUCCGGAACGUGGCGCCAACUAUGGCGUAUACGAUCAUACGAUUUCCCACAAGUGCCAGUGCUAGGCAAUCCAAAGGGACCAAAGGGGCAGCUUUGGUGAGCCAAAGAGCUCUCGAAGAAUCUGAAAUGUGAACAACGAUCAUAUAUAUGAGACUUAGCAAACCACCCACCCCGCUCCAGCGCCUCGCAUAUGUGAGAAAAAAAACCGGCCGGGUGCUGUCAGUUAGCCCCACCGACGCCCAUAACAUCCAACCUCGGGCUCUGCGCAAAAAUGAUCAAACCCUUCAGCAGCUGCUGGCUCGACAGCAUCGACACGGGCAUGAACUGGGUGCAGCUCGUCGGAUGCACGAUGGUCAUGUAUGGGUACCUCAUCUCGAACCGGCGAGGACUAUGGACGAUCGUGCUCGCGCAUGGCGCGGCGGGGUUUUUGGGGACCAUCAUGGAGAGUGCGUUUAUUGCGAAUGACAAAUGUGAGGGGGCGACGAGGGUUGGGUUGAUUUUGGGGUUCAACGAGCUGAACUGGAUCACGAACGAAAUCGCCACCGUCUACUACUCCCUCUGCAAGAUCGAAGUCAUCAUAACCCAAGACACGUACCGCCGCUACCUGCGCUACUUCAUGGGCGUCCUCGCGCUCAUCUUCACCGGGUUCCGCAUGAACAUCGGCAUCCUGCGCGUGCGCGACAACGUCACGGGCAACCCCGCCAUCUCCGAAGCGCACAGCUGGGCGUUUAUCAUCUGGGGCAUCGCGGACCUGCUCAUUUUCUUCAUGCUGGUCGGCAAAACCUACAUGGAUAUCCACGACGCGAAGCAGCAGCAGAAUAUCCGUGGCGCGGGCGAUCUGAUCAUGACGCUGAUGAAAUCGUCGUUGUUGCGGUUGAUUAUUAUCUGCGCGAAUACGCUUGCGAUUGUGGUUGUCGGGCAGAUCAAGAACCCGACGCCGACGUUGGCGGGGUUCAACCAGUUUUUGUGGAUGAUCAAGGGCACGUAUCCGAUAAUUCUGCUGUUUGAUAUUUUGACGACGCAGGCGAUUAUUAAGACCACGGUGAAUUCGAGGGUGAAGAGCCAGAAUUCCGCGUCGGACAAAUCAAAGAACGCCGCGAGUGAUCGGAAGUUGGUCGUGCAGCCGGGCGUCGUGGGGUCGAGCAGGAUUGAUGGAGUGGGGCUGAAGUCGAAGGGUUCGAAUAUGGUCUGAGCUUGAGCUUUGAGACACGAAAGGGAUGAAAGCUGGCUUUUGGGCGAGAGUAUAGUGCGAUCGGAUUUGAAUAACAUCCGAUGCGUCUUAGAGUUUGAGUUUUCGAAAGUCCCUAAGCUCUACAUGUUGUAAAACAAGGUGGUCCCAAGGGCUACAUACAUCGAGGCUUAUCUUGAC
Fimicolochytrium jonesii is the source of this 1413-nucleotide messenger RNA. RefSeq lists its product as uncharacterized. Bases 316 to 1236 code for a protein of 306 amino acids. The record is from RefSeq and is a predicted model, not a curated record. The transcript is spliced from 3 exons. Lineage: Eukaryota; Fungi; Chytridiomycota; Chytridiomycetes; Spizellomycetales; Powellomycetaceae.